Molecule: messenger RNA, 1980 nt
Organism: Grosmannia clavigera kw1407
Lineage: Eukaryota; Fungi; Ascomycota; Sordariomycetes; Ophiostomatales; Ophiostomataceae
Product: autophagy related lipase
Exons: 2
Coding region: 1-1980 (659 amino acids)
Biological process (GO): macroautophagy; neutral lipid catabolic process; piecemeal microautophagy of the nucleus
Molecular function (GO): glycerophospholipase activity
Source: RefSeq, a predicted model, not a curated record
AUGGCUCCCCAUCGCUUUGCAUCACACCCAGACAGCAGAGGUCGAUGCAGGUCUGCUGGCAGAGUCACAGCAAAAGUUCUGCUCUCCUUCCUUGCCAUCUCGGCCGUUCCUCUGAGCUCAGCCGUCGCCACCGACAAGGCGUCCGAACAGCUCGUCCUUCCCUUACCGCCUUCCGGGCCUAUACUGUCUCCGGAGCCGCCAGCACCGGCCGACCAUGUGUUUACGCUACGCCAUAUCUAUCACCAUGGCACUCAUCAAUACCCCAAACUCCAUCGGAAGAUGGACGUUCAUCAGCGCGACGCUGAGGUAUGGCUCGAUGCCGCAGAUGGCUAUGCCCGUGAGCGGCUUCCGACGCUGCGCGCAAAGAGCCAUGCGUCCUCGAUAGAGCGGCUGGUCGACCGCCGGCCCAGUGUGGUCGACCCGAUGGUAGCGAUGGCGCGAGAGCGUGGCUACGUGGCCGUAUUGUCUCCAGACGCGUGGACGGUGGACAGCGUGUCGUCGCCCAACAUCACGGACAAGGACACGGUGCUGAACAUGGCCUACAUGGCGUCCAACGCCUAUGUCGAGACGCCCGACCUGGCGGACUGGUUCGACGUUGGGAAUCCGUACAACCGCAGCGGUGACUUUGGCUGGGAGGGCGAUGGGCUGCGUGGUCAUGUGUUUGCCGACGAGACCAACUCGACGAUUGUGAUUGGGCUGAAGGGUACGUCGCUCGCCGUAUUCGAUGGCGAGGGCACGACGACCAAUGACAAGGAGAACGACAACCUGUUCUUCAGUUGCUGCUGCGGGCAGCAGGGUCAGUGGACUUAUCGGCAGGUGUGCAACUGUGCCACGGGGACGUAUGCCUGCAACAACACGUGUGUGCGCCAGGCGCUGCACGACGAGAACCGCUACUACAUGGCCGCCCGGGAGCUGUACACCAACAUCACGCAGCUGUACCCUGGCUCGAACGUGUGGCUGACGGGCCAUUCGCUGGGCGGCGCGCUGAGCUCGUUUCUGGGCCUGACGUACGGCCACCCGGCGGUGACAUUCCAGGCCGUUCCGGAGGCGCUUGCAGCCAGCCGUCUCGGCCUGCCGGUGCCACCCGGCGCCGACCCCAACCGGCCACAGUCGCGCCAGCACACGGGCACGUUCCACGUCGGCCACACGGCCGAUCCGAUCUACAUCGGCACGUGCAACGGCGCCACAGCCACGUGCUCGUAUGCCGGGUAUGCGCUGGAGACAGCCUGCCACACGGGCUACGAAUGCGUGUACGACGUGGUGGCCGAUCUGGGCUGGCGCGUCGGCGUGGGGACGCACAAGAUCCACACCGUCAUCAACGACGUGCUGCGCAAGUACGACAGUGUGCCGCAGUGCAAGUUUACGCCCGAGUGCCGCGACUGUGCCGGCUGGAAGAUAUUUGAGAGCAACGGCACCGAGCGCACCACCACGUCAGCGACCUCGUCGUCCACCACGUCGCAGACACGCACACGCACCGAGACCUGCAAGACGCCGGGCUGGUGGGGAUGUCUGGACGAGACGACGACCACCGGUGCCUCAACGGCCACGACGGCCACGACGGCCACGACCACUACGACGUCGAUCGAGGCCACCACCACCGACGAGGCCACCACUACCACAGCCACCACCACGUGCAAGACGCCCGGUCGGUUUUGGGGCUGCAAGGACGACCCGACGCCGCCGGCGACAUCGACGACGACGACGACGACGACAACGCCUCACGCCACCACCACGGCCACGGAGACGUCGUGUGCGACGCCCGGUCGCUUCUGGGGCUGUCUGGACCCGCCGGCUGCGACGAACGCGACCACAGGCGUGCUGACAGCCACAUCAACGCAGCUGGCGCCAACUCACGCAAUCACGGCUCCGCCGGCUGGCGCUCUGCCAACGCAAUCGCCGCCUGUCAAGCCAAAGCACCGAUGUCUGCGGCGGAGCUGGCUCGGCUUCUGCAAAGACUGGGAGAACCUGGACGAACUAUAG